Molecule: messenger RNA, 1706 nt
Organism: Misgurnus anguillicaudatus (oriental weatherfish)
Lineage: Eukaryota; Metazoa; Chordata; Actinopteri; Cypriniformes; Cobitidae
Source: RefSeq, a predicted model, not a curated record
UCCAUUAAUUUAUGAUUCACGUAUACUAUUUUUCCCACUAUAUACAUGUUUAAAAUCAGCUAAAACAGCUAAAUCAUGAUGAGAAAGGUUCGUAAACGCGACCCUUGAACUUCCGAGAACGAAGUACAAGACCGGGAGAGCGAAACUUUAGCUUGAAAGGUUGUUGCAGUUUCCGCAAUUUCUUUUCGUUUUAAGGGCUCACUACUUGUCUUAAGAUUUAGAUUAUUUGUAUUAGAAGCUUCUUGGUAAAACCAACGAUGGAUGUUCAAAAGUAUUUGGCACGCAUCGGCUGUUCGGGUCCAUGCCCUCCGACGUUGGACACGUUGCGGUACGUUCACCUCAAUCACGUACUUACAGUUCCCUUUGAAAACCUCACUAUUCAUACCGGUGGCCGAGUCAGGCUUGAACUGCCACUUCUUUACGAAAAAAUCGUAUCCAUGCGCCGUGGAGGAUUCUGCUUUGAGAACAAUGGACUCUUUUCUUGGCUGCUAUCUCAGUUGGGCUUUGACGUGACCAUUUUGUCCGCACAGGUGAGGAAUCGCUUCACAGGUGUUUAUGGACCUCCCUUUGACCAUUUCCUCAUGAUGGUAAAGCUGGAUGGGCACAGAUGGCUCUGUGAUGUGGGGUUCGGUUCAGGUUUCCAGCUCCCCCUGUCUCUCGAGACAGAUAGUGCCCAGGUGCAGAGCCAUGGAGUGUAUCGUCUUAGAUCUCAGGGAAAUUUUAUUUUCAUGGAAAUGAACUCUGACACUGAGCCAACAACAGUGAGUGCAGAAAACUGUUGGACGGAAUUGUACAAAUUCACGCUGGAGCCCCGUGAAAGAGAUGAUUUCAAAGCCAUGUGUGACUACCAUCAGACGUCUGCUAGUUCACUUUUCUUCUGCAAGUCUCUCUGUUCACUCCUCCUGCCCACUGGAAGAAUCACAAUCAUUGGCCGCAAAUUGAUCGUCACCAGCCUGCCCACAAAGGACGAACAACACACUACGAGAACCACAGAAAAUCUUUCAGAUGAAGAAAUCACCGAGAUAUUAAGAGAGAAGUUUGGAAUUGUUCUUCAGUCUCCGCUGACUCCAAAAGAUGUUGAGAUCGUGCCACCACCACCUAUUUACUAACUGCUAUAUAUGUCUCUGAUUCAUCACAAGUUGUGAUUUCAAUGGAUGAAUAACAAAAGGAGACAUUUAAAUCUGAAAUACCUGACUUAUAAAAUUAUUUGGACUCUAGUCCUGAUAAAUUUCAUUAUAAUCAUAUUGGUAGUUUUAUGCAGAUUAAACUAUUAAAUUUGUUGUUGAUUUUAUACCGCAAAAUUAAUAAAUAUAUUUUAAAACCCAGUGUGUUAUUUUAAUAAUAUUAAGUACAUAUUAUUUGUAAUAUGGUUCAUAUCGUAUAAGAAACGCGUUUCGAAUUAGAAGACGUUUGUCCUCUUAGUGUUGCCGUAACAGUGCAGCUCUCUAGAAACAUGUCAAAUCUUGGAAAAAUAGGAAAGUUGGUGCUGCCUGUGGCAGUGCCUGUAACCCUUGGUCUGGUGUCAGCUACAGUUUAUGCUGAAAACGAGGCCAAACAAAAUACCACCACCCUGAUGACUGAUGAGCUGUCACUCUAUACCACACCUGAGUCUAAGAUGAGGUAUGAGGAGCCUGAGGUUGGCCAUAUUGAGGAGGGUGUGGCAUCCCUGAGGAAAACUACAAAGCCCUAUGUGUCGUGGUGUCGGG